Messenger RNA from Clupea harengus (Atlantic herring), 6238 nucleotides. RefSeq names its product par-3 family cell polarity regulator beta a (gene pard3ba). Gene Ontology annotation, molecular function: protein binding; phosphatidylinositol binding. NCBI's taxonomy places the organism in Eukaryota, Metazoa, Chordata, Actinopteri, Clupeiformes, Clupeidae. Gene Ontology annotation, cellular component: apical junction complex; apical plasma membrane; cell cortex. Gene Ontology annotation, biological process: establishment of cell polarity; establishment or maintenance of epithelial cell apical/basal polarity; intracellular protein localization. The record is from RefSeq and is a predicted model, not a curated record.
UGGUGUUACAUCACACCAGCAACUUCUCGGGUGCUGUCAGUCUGCGUUACCAAACAAAGUUUACAUCGCGAUUAUUUUUUAUUUCCAUGCUGGAUGGUUGUACCAUUUUGUUGAAACGUCAACUGUUCCGUUGAGUUUAUAAAACUGGAGGAAUUAGUAGCCUUAGCCUACGUUUCAGAAACACGUUUAAUGGGAUUGAUGUGAAUUUGUGAAGAGGACAAGGAAGUAGAAUUUUCGGAAUCCAAACAACUUCACCUGUCUAAUCGUGGGAGAUAUAGGCUGAUGAAGACUACUGGUGUCAUCUACUGGAUCUCAAAGAAAAAUAAGGAAUUCAGAUAGACUACGGUUUUCACAUCUGUCAAGAUUUAAUUUGCCUUUUUGAGUUUCCUUCGUGUGGGCUACAUUGCUGCUCAAAAGUUGCUGGAACUUUCCGUGUUCAUGUUUUGUAUAACGGCAGUGACCGAUAAGAUACUAACAACAGGUAGCUGUGUUGCAAUUAGACAACUGUAGAAACUUUGAACCAUCACUCCUCAUCUGAGAGUUUCUUAUGGUCACUUCAGUGGCUUCCGCUUUCACUGACCACUCUAUGGCCGCUUGGACCAUUAUCAGGUAGCAUAGUUGGACUCGCGUGCGCUUAACCUACCUCUUCGCUGUUCCAGGCAUUGAGUUCAGUUUUUGCAAACUAUAUUCCCAAGUAGCCCUCAGUGAGUAGACGAAUGUAAACACAUUUCCUGCGGCUGACUGAACCUCUUUAGUGACACCUGUUGCUCUUCCGUGAGCGUCAGGUAGCAGCAGCUAGAGUGAGAACGUAGCCGUGUGAAACUCGUGUAAUGUUUUUACCCAUGUAGAUUCUUGACACUUUUAAAGCAUAUCAGACGUUAACGGCGACAUGAAAGUAACCGUGAAUUUCGGAAGAACUGGCGUAGUUGUUCCAUGCAAGGAUGGCUGGGUUGUUCGGGACCUUAUGGAACAGGCUACCCAAAGAUACAGGAAGAUUGUGGAACAGGAUGGGGAGGUGCGCGUGCGGACGCACCAUGUAGAGUACGCAGACGGGGGGAUCCUGGACCCAGAUGACGUGCUGACUGACCUGGUGGAGGACCGCGACAAGCUGGUUGCAGUCUUUGAGGAGCAGGAGGUCCAGCAGAGGGCAGCGGUGAGCCCGGGGGGCAGCGUGGUGUCCAGCAGCUCCAGCUCCCCGAACCCCUCCGAACCGGAGCUCCGCGCUCUCAUGCCCGCCAGCGGCAGCGAAAUUGAAGUGACCAGCUCCGCCCUGAAGUCCAAUACCCCUCUGUUGGUGAGGAGCAGCAGUGACUCAGCGCUGGCCAAGCCACAGGCGUUUGGGCCACCACAGCCUAACCACCACAGCCCUGACAGCAGCCCGCCCCCAGCACAGGGGGCCAGCCAUGUUGUGAGCCAGCCCCAGAGUAAGGGAGGACCCAUGGAGAGAGUGAAGAACCCCAAGAUCACCACCAGUAGCCUGACAAGGACAGUGGAGUUCACUGGAGAUCAGGGACCACUGGGAAUUAAAGUGGUGCCAUACUCCUCCUCGCUCAGUGGAAGGUCCAUGGGCCUUCAUGUGCGAGGUUUAGAGGAGAGCGGUCGUGCCAAGAGGGAGGGCAUCUUUCAGGAGGACGAGAGUAUCGUACAGAUCAAUGACACUCCACUAAUGGACAAGUCAUUCGCCCAGUCGCAGGAAGUCUUCCGGCAGGCCAUGACCUCUUCCUCUCCGGUGCGUCUGGAGGUGCUUCCCAUGGCCAACAAGCUCCGCUUCGAGAAGGCCCUGAUCGGACAGCUCUUCAACCACGACGGCCCCGUCGCGGACACCUUUACCAAAUCCCGCAGCCCCCUUCUGCUGCGCCCGAAACUGGGCGCUAUACGAGAGAACAAACCCCAGACCCCUCCUCGCUCCCCUGAACCACCAGUGGCUGCUCCUGCCAUUGCCCCAGGCCUUACCCCAGCUCCUGCCCCUGCCUCCUCUCCUGCCCCUGUACGAGCCCCCUCGCCUCAGAAGGAGGAGCCUCCAGCCAGGAACACCCCCGAGCUCCCGCGAGCAGCCGAGUCCACGCCCCCCAGGACUGCCUCGGCCUCUCCUACGCCGUCGUGGGGGCGGAGCGAAAGCCCCCUGUCCAAGAAGGGCCCCGCCCUCGCCACACUGGUCAACCAGCUGGCCAGUAAGAAAGGAGGGAGGAAGAUGAAGAUCGACCUGAAGAAGGGCACUGAGGGCUUGGGUUUCACCGUGGUGACGCGUGACUCCUCGGUGCACGGCCCGGGGCCCAUCCUGGUCAAGAGCAUCCUGCCCAAAGGAGCCGCCAUCAAGGACGGACGGCUGCAGUCAGGCGACCGCAUCCUGGAGGUGAACGGUGUGGACAUGACCGGUCGUACUCAGGAGGAGCUGGUGGCCAUGCUGCGCAGCACCAAGCUGGGGGAGACCGUCUCCGUGGUGGUGAUACGCCAGGAGGAGAUGUUCCUGCCUAGAGAACUGAAGGGGGAGCCCACAGGUGUGCUGCUGCAAGAGGAGGGCCGGGAGCAGCUGAUGUUCGAGGUGCCUGUGAACGACUCCGGCUCGGCUGGCCUCGGGGUCAGUCUGAAGGGCAACAAGUCCCGUGAGACUGGAGAGGACCUGGGCAUCUUCAUCAAGUCCAUCAUCCACGGAGGAGCUGCCCACAAGGAUGGCCGCCUGCGGGUGAACGACCAGCUCGUGGCCGUCAACGGCGAGGCCCUCGCGGGCCGCUCCAACCACGACGCCAUGGAGAAACUGCGGCGCUCCAUGUCCACGGAGGGCAACCUGCGGGGCACCACCCAGCUGGUGGUCAUGCGCUCCCAAGGACACUCGUCCCCUGCCCAGGAGCCUGUGGAGGUGCUGUCCAAUCAGGCUCUGCUUCCGCCUGCUGCUCAGAGGCAGCCCAGCAGCUCCAACCAGCCACCUAUGGUGGUCAACAGCAUUUAUGAGAGUGCUCCAGCCCGACCCUCCAAUGGCAGUUACGUUCCUCCUGAGGAAGACUACGGCUACGAUGACGAGGGCUUCCCCCCUCCCCCUUCACACCUGAUGGUGGAAUCAGCAAUGAGCCCUCAGCACAUAUAUGCUGCAGAGAGGGGGCCAGGAAACCCUGCGGCCUACACUUCUCGUCACAUGCCAGAGCAACCCCAGAGCUUUCCCAACCACAACAGGAACUCCAAGAGCAUGGACCUGGUGCCCGAUGAGAGCAACGUCGGAUCUCUGGCUGGUCCGACAGCAGGAGCUGCUGCUGGGGCCAGUAAAGAGCUUGGCGCGCGGCUGGGCCUCCAGAAGUCCAGCUCCCUGGAGAGCCUGCAGACGGCCAUGUCGGAGGCCGGCAAGAUGGAGGUGCCCUUCCACCGCCCGGCCACCCACAUGGUGCGUGGGCGCGGCUGCAACCAGAGCUUCCGCUUCGCCAUCGACAAGUCCUACGACGGCCCCUCGGAACCCGAAGACGAUGACUUCUCUGACGAGAGCUCUGGCAGAGACACGCCCAACAGCACCUCCUCCCGCCAGGAACUGGAGGACGAUGGCAAGAAGAAGAAGAAGAAGAAAAAGAAGGAGAAGAAAAGCAAAAGCAAAUCUGACGACCCCGAAAAGAAGACCAAGAGGAAGUUUGGAUUGCUCAGGUUUGGGAAGAAAAACAAGGAGGCCAAAGCUAAAGGCAAGCUUGACGCUCUGAGUGAAGAGGAACUGGACCGCAAGAUUGAGGGGACCAGAAGUGAGGUGGACAGCCCCACUCCGGACAGGGUGCUACUGCCGGACGUGGAGGACGACGAUCAGGACCCCAACUACGCCCGCAUCAACAACUUCCGCCAGCCUCCCACCGCUGCUGCCCCUUCCCCUACCCCUGCCCCCGCCCCCGUCCCUUCCCACAGCAGGGAGCCGUCCGCUGAGGACCCACGGGAGGGCCUCUACGCCAAAGUCAACAAGCAGAGAGCCCCACCCUCAGCCGUGACUGACAGUAAUGGGGAUCGGAUGCAGCAGAUCAGGCGAGACCUCCAGCACACGCGCUCGGCUCCGUCUUAUGAGGAGGUGGAGGCCCAACGUCGGCACCAGCAGGAGUACGACCCCACACGGAUGGCCAUGAGUAGUCCUGACCAGCGGAUGGCUCCGCGAUAUGAAGAUGUUUAUUCCCAUCAGCCCAGGCGGAUGCCAGUGGACGAGCGCCUUGCCCAGCACUGGUCCCCCAAAAGGGAGCCAGCCCGAUACCCGGCCCCCGCCCCGCAGUACAACUACCCCCAGCGCGAGACCUACCCCCUCAACUACCAACCGGCGCCUUCCUACGCCCUGCGUGAGAGCUACUCCAUGCCUGACAGCUACCCCCAGAGGCAGGGGCCGGGGCAGGGGCAGGGGCAGGUGCCAGGCUCCCCACGGUUGCCUAUGCCCCGCUCGGCAGAGCUGGAGCGCCGCUACCGACCCCCCUACCCCUCCCACCCGUCGCCGUCCUCUGUCCACAGGGUGCCAGUCCGGCAGGACGUGCCCCGCUCUCCCACGCUGGCGCUCCGCGCCCCCCGCUAUGAGCAGGUGGUCCAGGCGGGCUACCGCAGCGCCAGCCCUGACCGCUACGGAGCCUAUGGGGAGGCCAGCACACACCACCAGGACCCCCGCCAGAAGAACUCACUGAUCGGGGCAGUGUAGAAGGGCGGAGACCGUAUGAUGAUGUGGCAAUGUGUUAAUAUGGACGAUUGUUUUCUUUAGCAUGUCUGUGUAAGAAAAAGAGAGUGAAAGCAGAAAUGAACUGAUGGCGAUGAAGUGGGGGUGGCGGGUAGUUACAUGAAUGAGGGAUGGAUAGAGAGAGAUAGAGAAAGACAGAACCCCAGUCCUGGGCUUCCUUUUUUCCUGGCUUGUGCAUUUGAGUAUAUGUGUGUGUGUCUGUGGUCUUGUUUCUGCUGACCUCUCGGGAACUGUCUGAGUGUGCAUGCAUUCCCUUGGGUCAGGUGUGUGUGUGUGUGUGUCUGCACCAGUAGGUACGGAUGUGCCCACAUACAUGUAUACGUGCAUGGCUGUACUCUCUAUCGGCGUCCUGUGAGUACUUAAACUCUUGGUCUGUGAGGUUUGUUGUGUGUAAGCUGUGAAUUAAUCAUCAAACCAUACCGACUGCCAAUGAAUCUCAUUUAGCUCUCCGUGUCGCUACGUCUGUGCCAAUUUAGUUUUUGUUGUGUACGGCGACAACAAUCAUGCCAGGAAAUGUAGACAAACAUAGACACAUCCCCUUGAGAACUACAAUACAAUGGGUGCCUUAAUCAGCCUGUAAGGUGUGAUAGACUUGUGUGUACAUAUUUCUUUUAAGUUUGUGGAAUGGGGAAAAGUCUUAUGUCAUAUAAACAGGUGUUUGUUUUAGGUUUAAGAUUAAAUGGAUAACUCUAUAAAUGUGAUGUGAAAUAUUGUUUCCUACUGUUACUUUGGUGAACUGACUUGGCCUUGAGGUUAUUUUAAACUAUUGUGACUCUUAUUUCCUUAUUUAAUGUUCAGAGGAAGUGUAUGUGUGUGCGUGUGUGUGUGUAGGGAGGCGUGUGUGUUGAUCAAUUGAUGGUACCAGUGACCCCUUUGCACUCCUCUGCAAGUGUGUGUGUGUGUGUGUGUGUGUGUGUGUGUGUGUGUGUGUGUGUGUGUGUGUGUGUCCUGCCCUGCCCUGCUCUUUAACUCGCCCACAGAACAAAGACAAGAUGUAGGUGGUACAGUAACAAGUUCACAGAGGAGCUGGAGGUCUCCACUGAGGGGAAAUGGACAGGAUAAAUAAGGCCCAUCCAAAAGCAGCCUCCCACCCCUGUGCCCCUGGGUGGGUUGGAGGUCACGCUCUCCUUUUGUUUCUUGUCUCUGGUUGUAAUUAUUUCAAAUGUAUAGGUCUUCCCUUUCUGUAGCGUGCCUUUUUUUUAAACAAAGUCUCCAUAGCAUCUCCCGUCGGGAUUUGUUGGGAUUUUAUGAAGGGUUUAACUCUGUAAACAUUCACUCCAGUCAGAGGAAAAUGGCGCAUGUAUUAAAACAACUCACUGUUCUACUCUGCAUUUAUGUAUCAUACCUGGAGAGCAGAGGGGGAAAGAAUCCCAGGUGGAAUUCUGUCUUUCCUUCUUAUAGUAGAUCUAAAUAUCAGCGUAACCUUCUUUGUGGUGUAUUGUAUAUCAUAAAUGGUUAUCAAACUGUAUUCCAUUACUCUGUAUAUGAAACACUUUGAAUUGUGGGUUUCCUCAUAUCUGCAUGUUUUAUAUAUGUUUUACAUUAAAUAUCCCUUUUAAAAAACGG